This is a messenger RNA of Anastrepha obliqua, 6322 nucleotides long. RefSeq names its product 205 kDa microtubule-associated protein (gene Map205). The coding region runs from base 300 to 4436 and encodes 1378 amino acids. The transcript is spliced from 2 exons. The record is from RefSeq and is a predicted model, not a curated record. Lineage: Eukaryota; Metazoa; Arthropoda; Insecta; Diptera; Tephritidae.
CAUUUUGCCGGGUGUGUUCUUGGUUCGUAUUUGAAAUCUUCGCAGUGCGAAAAGUGCAGCAAAUUUGUAAAGACGCGUUGUUGGGGAAAAGUUCAAAUAAUUGAAAUAAAACGGGAGCAAUUUUUUGAGCUGUGUGUGUUUUGAAAGUUUGUGUGAAGUUUAAUAAUUUGAAUUCAGUCAAAUAUUGUUUAAGCAAUUUCGAGUACAAUUUUUAGCUUGUGCAAGGAAGACAAUAAAGUCCAAAAGGCGUGAACAACGUAAAAGGAAUAAGGUGUUCGUGUUAAAUUCGCAAUUUUAAAAUGGAGCACGAGGAUAAUGCGCACUUAGGCAACUUUUUGCAAAGCUCGCCACAUUUGAUGGAGAAUUUGCAGAUGGCUAGCGGUGAUGGUAUGUGUGAUAAUGCUGUAGCAGAGGAGAUUGGUGUUGGUGGUAAUAUUGGUGCAAAAUUUGAGGAGCAUGAGGAUGAAGAGGAAUGGAAGUAUAUUACAGAAGGGCAACAGAGCGAAAAGCAACAUCAGCAGUUGAAAGCCGGUAUAGACUGUAAAGAUCUGGAAGGUGUAGAAAUUGGCAACGGCCAUGGUUACGAGCUUGGCAAUGUCGGCGCCGAAGAUAUGCUAUUACUAGACAAGUACGAAGCUGGUAACGGUGUCGCUAGCAUCUCAGCCUCAGUCGGCGUAGACGCCAUCAUCGCCGCAACCGGCAUUGAAGAGAAUGAAGACAUAAUAAAAAAUGAUGGUGAUUUUUCAACAACUUCGAAUACCACAUCUACUGCCGGCGAAGACGUCGAUGCUGAUACCGGUGUGUUGCAAGUAGAAAUGAAAAUCGAAUCAGCACCAGAGGAGCACUUGCUGCCCCAACAUAUUGAAAAUUGUUUGGGUGUUGAUAUUGUUGGCAAUGUGGCGGACGAAACAGAAGAGGACGAACCGAGUUCAAUGGCCACUACUAAUACCAACGGAACAAGUAGCCUUAGCGAGAACGCGCCACCCCCUCACGCAACUGAGGAAAAUAUUCUCAAAAUGGAAGAUAUUUCAAUUGGGGGCACAGAAAACGCUGAUCAAAUAUUGACAAAUACUAGUUUCGAUGUUGAUAAAGAGGUUAUAACAAGGCCUAAUGAUUUAGAUUUUGAAACACAUUCGCAAUUAAAUCCAAAUGCAAUGGAGUUUGUUCCCAGCUUUGGAUCGAAUCCAACUUCACCCGUAGUGCCCACAAGGGAUAACAAGGCUUUUGUGGUUGGCGAACUGGCUUUGAAUAGUGGUGCAGAAAUACAACUACAACCACACCCAAGUACAAUACCCCGGCACCUGCUUAGUGAUGAUGACUUCUUAGCUCAGAGCCCACGCAAGGGAGGUAUGGAAUCCAAUUUGGAUGGUAUUGCUUUACCUGAGGAAAAUGACUUUGAGCACGAAGUCGCCACACGUCCGCAUGAAUUGGAGCAAGACGACGACGAUUUAAUUGGUGUUGGUAUGGUGCAGAACUCGCAACAACCAGCUGAAUUACUACAAGAACAAUUGGAAAAUCAUAAUAAUGAUGACGUGCACUUGCUUGAGCCAGAAACAAACUUAGAAGAAGAUUGUUUAGAUUUCUCGCGUAAAUCGCCUAUAAGUAUAAUCGAUCAUGGUCCUGAGACAUCUGUUGAUUUGGAUGCGGAUAGCGGCAUUAAGCCGAAUGAUGUUGAGAAGGUUGCACAGCAUAAAGACAUAUCUAAAGAAGAGCCUAUCGAAGAUUUACUAAAUACUGUACAACCAUUACCAUUGGAUAUUGAAAGUUUGAAUGCUUCUUUUGUUGAAGAACCAUCACAACAAUUAGCAGCUGAAGGUAAAGAAUUGCUUGACGUCGAAGAGAAAGAAAACAUUUCACACUCGCUCUCAACUGAAGAAAUGCAGAUGAACUUGCAAAAUGAUUUUAAUUCAUCAGCAAAAGAUAUACCACAAAUACCGAUUGAUAUGGACAAUGCUGCACAUAUGCAAGAGUCGUUUUAUAUUGAAAGUACCUCAUCAGACUCCCGACAUCAACUCGGAAAACCAAGUGGAGCAGACUUUGAAAAUACUGAUGUAGCACACUUUCCCGCAAGUGAUGAAUUCGGCGUUCAUGGCGAUGAAAAUCUCAAUGAAGACGCCCACAUUUCCUUAGAGCAAAAACUUGUCAUCGAUGAUAUUUCAGUCGAAUCUACGGGUGACGUAGAAUCCAAUAUAAUUGAAGUUGAAUCCCAAGUUGGGAUUGACCCUGCAUCUCCAUCUCUGAAUAUAUUUGCGCCAGAAUUCACACCUGAACAGAAACCGGCUGAGGCUGAUGUGAUAACACCUUCUCCGAUAUCAACAGAGGAAAAACAUUUGGUCGAAGAAACCAAAGAACUGACAAUUAAAACAGAAUCUUUAGAUGAACUCGAGCAGAAAAUGGAGGAUCUAGAACUUUUUACAAAGGAUGAAAUUCUCUCACAGGUAGAGGAGGUUGCCCAGACCGCGGCUAACAUCGUUGAAAGUCUGAAUCCAUUUGCUGCUCCAGAACCCGAACAACACGAAACGGUUGAACAAUCACCAAUUGAAGCGGAUCAUCUGUUUUCAACCGAAUCGCAGCUACACGCUGACUUUUUGCAACAAAACGAACAAUUGUACCACAACGAACAACAGGAACUACACCAAGCACAAGAGCCCCCACAUGAACAACAUGAAGACAACUUGUUUUCGCUACAGCCAGAGGACCAGCCACCAGCAUCCGAGGCCAAGUUAGAGUCCGAGUUGAAUGGAUUUGAGGAAUACGCACCCGCAUCUCUUUCCAUUACUACUCCCCCCGAACCGGAGCUGACCGCUUUAUCAAAUGAAUCAGCGCUGGAACCGACAUUCGCAGCUCAUCUAGACGCAGCUAUUGCGGAGCCAGAGCCCCUAUCAUUGAAUAAGCCAGAACCUAUGAAUCAGCCAGAACCUGAAACUGUGUUUGAGCCAGAGACUAAAAUCGUGUUGGAGCCAGAACUUGCUUCUCAACCAGAGCCUGUGCGCGUGCCCGAAGCAGAUACCGAGCCUGCGUUGAUAGUGAGCCAUGACAUUGUUUCAAAUGUGUCUAUUAACGGUGAUUCUUUGCUGGUGGUACCCGAAGAGCCUGCUCUUACUGCUGCAGUAGCAGCCUCUGAGCCUGCAUUUGAUGAAGCCAAGCCGUCUGUAGACGAAGCUGUGGUUGCGGACGAAACUGUGACUGCUGCCGCGGCUAUUGGUGCUAUUACAGCUGCAGCUGCCGUUGCAACUGUUGCCACUACUGCAGGUAAAAAAACUGACAUUAAAAAGCCUCGUACACCCACUUCCACGAAAUCGAAAGCAAUUGAUGUCAAAAAGACUACAGAGCCAAUUAAAAAACCUAUUGCUGCUACUGCUGGCAAAACGGCUGUUGGUGGAGCCUCAACCGCAGCUAGGCCACGUUCAACUCCGUCUAGGGCAACAACUACCGCCGAGAAGAAGCCGACAGCUAUUACUAAAUCAUCGACUACCACAGCUACUCGCAAACCCUUAACUUCCAUGGCUGCAACGACUAGAACAGUUACUAAGACAACUAAUGCAACACGUCCAACGUCAGCACCGACAGCAGCUAAGCUAUCUGCACCGCGUACUACUACCGCAACUACUGCACGCCGUUCGGCACCAACUAGCACAGGCGGUUCUACAACUACUUCCAAUGGCACAUUCGCCCCCAAAUCCAAACCAGCCAGCAGUGCACCAACUAAACCGACUACUUUGGGGCUUUCGGCUACAACUAAACCCAAAUUGUUAUCGCCACGCACGACUUUGACUUCGCAAGCACGCAAGUUGACCCCUACUAGUACUACGGCUAGGAGUCCACUUAAAACUACGGCACCAACUACCAAUGGCGUCACAAAGACUUCGACAACCACAGCGACUGCUAGUCGCGCCAAGAGCUCGACUUCUACCACCAUAACAACCACAACUACAAAGACUUUCACAGCACGUCCUGCACCGAAGACCACGCAUUCAUCGACCUUAACAUCGACUACAACACGUCGAACUGUAGGCAGCGUAUCGAACAGUAGCACAACUGGCACAAGAACUGCAACCAGUAUGUUGCAGAAAAAGACACCACCGGGCAGCACCAGGCUUACAACAACUGGCAAGUCUUCACUAACGCCUACUAAGACAUCAGGUGCAGCUCUGAAACCGAAAACCAAAGAUGUGACUAAGAAACCAGUAACUCCAAUCAAAUCGGCAAAUGAGGUAAAGCAUAAACCUGCCGUAGAGCAACCCAAAACAAACGGUACAGCUAGUACAGGAGCAGAAAUCGAUCUGGGGAAUGAUUCAAAGCAACAAGCAAAUUUGAAUGGUGAAGGUGAUGGCCCACAGCAUCUGCUUGAAAAUGGUAUGCAUCACAUGGAGUUAGAGAACGGCGACGGCUCAUUGUUAGAACAGCAUGUAGAAGCAGCUCUGGUCGAUGCUUAAAAAGUAAAGAAUUAGAAGACUUUGUAUUUUUUAAAGUGCAGUAAGCAAAAUGAAGAAAUGUGAGAUAUCAAAGAAAGCGUCGUCAUUUAAAUGUAAUUGUUUUUGUGGGGGAAUCAACCUUGAGACGAAUACAAACCGCAAGGUACUAGGAAAUAGAAUAGGAAGUAGCGACGGGUAGAAGAAGCAGCUGCGCAUAAUAUUACUAACAUUAUUGCUAUGCAGAUUGCUAAUCACAAGGAAUACAAGUAAAAGCGAAAGAGUAUUUUGGCAAGGGUAGAGAGAAGUAUGCUAAUAUGAACAAAUUAUAAUGAGCGAUACCAUGAGAGAGAGAGAUAGUAGAAUUUCGUAUUUGCGACUAAACGUAGAUAACACAGAUCAGUCACUUAAUGAAUUCGACUAGAACGAAACAGCAGCGUGGAAUGUAAAAAUAAUAAAAAAUGGCAAAUUGCAUGUAGAACGAAUGCAAACAAGAAAAACAAAACAAAAACAAAAUUAUUGCAUAUAUAUUUGCAACGAAAAUAUUUACAAUUUGAACUUGAAUAGUUGUCAUUUCCUUUCGCUCGGUUUAAAUUUAAAACUGUGCACGUCUUAUUUAUGUGUGUAUAUUAAAUAUUCGAUUGGUCACUGUACUUUAAGUUGCAUGCUUCACUAUGGUGUUUUGUAGCUUCGUUGUUUACUUUUUUUUUUUUUUCUACUUUGAAAAAAAGAAGAGAACAAAAUUUUUAUUGGACAUUUUUGAAAUAUUUUGUUAUUUUGCUUUUAUGUUGUAAAAUUUUGAUAGUUCGGUGACUAAAAUGUUUUAAUUGCCUUUGUUGCUCGCUCUUUUGUGCACGGCCAUGACCUUAGUGGUGAAUAUUACCACAUCCGGUAGGAUGGCUAUAAAAAAUGUUGCACAGUUCAAGACAAAAUAAUUAUUGUAAACGUUUUUUAUACACAAUUUCUACUAUGGAUGGACGUUCGAAUUUUCGUCGUUUAUCAUGGAUUUCUAUGUAUUGUAAUGGAUUUUUAACUUUUACUUGUCGUUUCAAUAGUUAACUUUGUGCUGGUGAAUGUAUGGAAAAGACGAAACAAAAGAAAAAAAAACGAAAUAAAAAAUCAUAAAAUUUAUGAAAAAUCAAACGAAACAAAAAAAAGUUAUUCUUACUAUCGCAUGUGUAGACCAGUAAUAUUGGCAUAAUAACGGUAUAAUUUAUACUAAACUACUAAUAUCCAUUAUGCAAAACCAUUACAUGAGAAAAAGCAAAUGCAAAUGUGCAUAGCAAAAACAAAAAACACAAAAAAAAAACAAAUAAAUGGUUUAAAAAAUUAAGCGCAGAACGCGUCGUACUAAAAAAAAACAAAUAUAUGAAGUGAAAAUAUCUUUUAUAUACAUACACGAAUACCUAUUAAUUAAUAAAUGACAUGCGAAAAGAUCUUUGAAUCAGUAAAUAUACAUAAAUCAUAUUACGAUCGAAUUCUGCAUUUUUAAUAUAUUUUUGUACUUCAUUAAUUUGUUCCUGUUUACAAUACGUGAGAAAAUGUAUAACUAAAGAAAACGACACAGUAUACUUAACGAUUUUAAAAAGUGUUUAUUAUUACAUAUAUGCCAAUCAAUAUGUGGAUGUCCUUUGCUCCUAUCCAGUGUAUUAUUAUUAUUCUUACUUUUAUUUUAUUAUUAUUUCCUUUGAGAUUCAUACUUUUAACCUUUGCUGGUGUUGCCCUUUGUAUUAUUUUCUUUAAUUUAUUAAAAGUUAAAAAAAAAAAAUGAAAUUCUCAUCUUAAAAGUCUGUCAAAACAAACAUAUAUAUAUAUAAUAUUAUAUUAUUCUCAAAACUACGAUAAAUUUACGAUAAACUUGUACGCAAAAAAAAAACGAUUAAAAAGCUACAAAAAAAGAAUAAAACUAA